AUAUAAGAUUUUUAUAUUAUGUGAUGAUAAUCAUUCCUGGAAGUAAAGAAAAAUGUACAUUGAAUCAUAUUUGAUACUUUUUACAAUAGUAUAUCUAUUGUUAUGGCGGUGUAUUAUUGAACAAUAUUGAACAAUAAAACAAUGAAGUGGAUUCACCGCAUGCUCUCUGUCACCGCCCUUUAUGCCACGACUCUGAUAUAUUUGGUGUCAAGAAUACAGCAUAACGACAAGUCAUCCACGGACUCUUUUCCGCUACAAGAUUGUGCUGAAUCUCUAACAGAAAAGCAGAAGGUUGAAGAGGUGAUAAAGACGACACUAGCAGAUGAAGAAGAUGUUCAUAUUACGGUGUUACCUAGGAAACAAUUUGGACCAGGAAUAAACGGGUCGGAAGUUGUCAUGGACGUAUCCGAAAUUUCCCCGGAAGAUCUUCCUCAAUACAGAGACGAUUUUGCACGUGACGAUUUUAAUGGUUACCUUAGCGACAUAAUCUCGAUGCACAGAAUAGUGGAUGAUUAUAGACCGGAUAUGUCUGGUGGUCGAGAAGAAGUCGGGAUGUUGGUCAGGUUGUCGUCGAGAAGUAGUCGUAAAUCAUCGUGUAGGGUCGACUUGAGGUCGUGUAGGAGUCGUGAAUGUGCAUUUAAUCCAGCUUGGUCGGGCUUCUUCGGGGAAUUAAUGUGA
Molecule: messenger RNA, 678 nt
Organism: Ruditapes philippinarum (Manila clam)
Lineage: Eukaryota; Metazoa; Mollusca; Bivalvia; Venerida; Veneridae
Exons: 3
Coding region: 142-678 (178 amino acids)
Source: RefSeq, a predicted model, not a curated record